Messenger RNA from Fundulus heteroclitus (mummichog), 3124 nucleotides. RefSeq names its product MAF1 homolog, negative regulator of RNA polymerase III b (gene maf1b). Gene Ontology annotation, biological process: negative regulation of transcription by RNA polymerase III. Bases 581 to 1318 code for a protein of 245 amino acids. The transcript has 8 exons. Gene Ontology annotation, cellular component: nucleus. NCBI's taxonomy places the organism in Eukaryota, Metazoa, Chordata, Actinopteri, Cyprinodontiformes, Fundulidae. Gene Ontology annotation, molecular function: RNA polymerase III core binding. The record is from RefSeq and is a predicted model, not a curated record.
GACAGUAGGUCUUGUUUUGAUGAGAGCAGAACGGCUCUUGAAGGUUAUCGAUACACAGCAGGAACAAUAGUCCGUUGUGAUUUUUUAAAAAUAUAUUUAAUAGGCUCAGUAGCUUUUUUUUUUGCUACAUUUCCGAUCGAGUCGCCGAGAAAGGAGCGACUUGAUCCCCAUCCCGGUGUAGGUGGUUUUGUGAAUCCAGGUCGAAAGGGAUGCCGCUGCAGACAGACUCCGACGGACGCCAACAGUCGCUGGAUUUAAUCUCGUCGCAUCUAAUCGGGAAGAGCAGCUUCUCUAUAAACUUAAAAGGCCUCAGAACGUCCCCCGCUCGACCGAGUGCUUCCGUGAGAUACAUAAACUCCAGUUCACGGUGUUAAAAACAACAACAACAACAAAGUGUCGCUUUUUCGGGGGCGUCAGUCUUCAAGCUAACGGCUAGCGUUAGCCGGCGGAAAAAAAACAAAAGCGCGGAUCGCUAAUCCCCGGGGAGCGGCUCCGGAGAAGCAAGGCGGCCGUCUAACGGUGCUACCGAGGUCCAGCCCGCUUCAGCCUGCCUGCGCGGAAGCUUAUUUGGUCGGCGACCAUGAAACUGCUGGAAAACUCCAGCUUUGAAGCCCUCAGCUCCCGGCUGUGUGUUGAAACAGGGGAGUCCCGCAUCCUCGGCAGGAUCGAGAGCUACUCCUGCAAGAUGGCCGGGGACGACAAGCACAUGUUCAAGCAGUUCUGCCAGGAGGGCGAGCCCCACGUGCUGGAGGCCCUGUCCCCGCCCCAGUCCGGCAGCGCCGCCAGCCCCUCGCAGCUGGGGAAGAGCGGCGAGGACGGCGAGAACCCGCUGAGCGACAAGGUGUGCAGGAAGACGCUGUUCUACCUCAUCACCACGCUCAACGAGUCCUUCAGGCCCGACUACGACUUCAGCGCCGCCCGGGCCCACGAGUUCAGCCGGGAGCCCAGCAUCAACUGGGUGGUGAACGCCGUCAACAGCAGCUUGUUCUCGUCCGUGGGCGAAGAGUUCAACUCCGUGGGGCCCGAGCUGUGGAACGCCAUCGACCAGGAGAUCCACCUGCAGAGCUGUGACAUUUACAGCUACAACCCGGACCUGGACUCGGAUCCUUUCGGCGAGGAGGGGAGCCUCUGGUCCUUCAACUACUUCUUUUAUAACAAAAAGCUGAAGAGGAUCGUGUUCUUCACGUGCCGCUCCGUCAGCGUUCUCAGCGGCUACGGCCGCGGUUGCCCCGACAACGAGCUGGACAUGGAGCUGGAGGACGAGGAGGAGAUGGACGGCUUCACCGAGGGAGGGUGUCCCAGAGCCCUGUGUGUGUAGAUCCUGGACCUGCAUCCAAAGAUCACCCAUAGCCGCACUCUUGCUCUCUUUCCCUUUUUGUUUUGUGUCGCUCUGUGAGAGUUUUACUGCCCCCCCCGCCGGAAGCUGCGCUGCUCUGCGGGGAAUGACGCAUGUUUUAGUCUCCUGGCGAACUCUGCGGACGUUUGUAGGAAAGGCGCCCCGCUGCCACGAGAACUUCCAAUUUUGUUGUCCUCAACAUCGUUUUUGACCCUUCGGCUCCUCUCCGUGCAUUUUUAUUUUAUCUUUUUUCUGGAAGAGACUUUGUGACGGACGCCGGAGCAGAAGUGGGUUUAUGGCAGAGAAAGAUGUCAAAGACUGCCGGGGAGUUUGGCUCCAGAUCACACCAGCAACAGGCGUUCCAGGUCCGACUUCCGGAUCAGACUGAACGAACGGCUGACGUUGUGUCUUCAGCGUCUUUUUAUGUGUGAAAGUGAUGCUACUGUGAAACGUCUGACAUCCUAAAAAAAAAAGAAGAAAAAAAUAACCUUUUAUUACUGAAACUGAUCUGAUGGUAGCUGUUUCCUUGCAGGCUCUCCUCUGAACCCAUCCUGACAGCGAGGGGUUGGCCUCUGGGCCGCAGCUCAGAUCAUAUCGGCUUUUAUUAGACAUUAACUCAUACGUCCUGUUGGCGUGUUUUUCCAUUUUUAUUUUCGUUCUAUUCUUCAACGUGUGUUCCUGCUGCUGUUUAAUUUGCUCCUCGCCUCGUUGCAGCGCUUCGUUAAAAGCCGAAUGUGUCGUACAGGUUGGACUUUUUUUUAGGAAACCGCUCGGCCACUUUUACGUCCAUUAAAGGAUGGGAUGGGUUCCGUGUCUUUAAGACCGCCGGGCCUUGUUCUGAUUGGCCGGUGGUGCAGACCUUGAUAAACUGGUGUUUAUUUCAGAGCGGACUGAGUUUCCUCUGCCAGGAACAGAACCGGAACGACGAAAAGCUUGGCUUUAACGGACUUUUUGAUGCGCAGGUUCAGCUCUUGGGAUGUCAUCUCCCCCCCUUUAAUUCAAUUUAAAAUUUAAAAAUUGGUAUUUAGAUUCAUUGAAAUGUUUAAAUUGUAAGUGCUAACUUUGAUUGCAGCUUUUUUCUUUUAUUGGGGUGUUAAUAGCCCAAUCCAGGCAUGUCCAACCUGCAGCCAUUUCAAGAGAGAUUUGGUCCACUAGCACAGCUGGCUGGGGUAGAUGGGAACGUUUUAUUUUUAAUUAAAGCGUUAUUAGACAGGUUAAAAACUUACAAUUGAAAAUAAGCACACGUUUUCCAAUUAACUUUGAUUUGACAAUAAAUCUAACCAGCAACUUUUACUCAAUUGCAGACUUUUAUGCAUGGAAAAUUUUAUUUGGUUAUUGAAAUUGGCAAAACAGUGUUUUCAAACAAAUACUGAACCAAGUCCUGUUAUGCUUUAUGUUACUAGACCAAAGAGAAUGUACUUUCCUUUUUUCAGUCAAACCCCAAAUAACUUUUGAGUCAAAAAGCCUUUUAAUAAGACAAAUGAGCAAAACCGUGUGUAGGUGGACAGAAGUAAUUGAUUCUAUGUAUUCUGAUUGUAUAAAAGUAAAACCCAGAGUUUUUUUUUUUUUCAGCUGUAAACCCCCCGUUACUAAAAUUAAUAGAGUUAAAGUACUGGAUUGUCAACGUCUGUAACAGCGGCUAUAUUCUGAGUUUGAAAAAACAAAUCCUGAUUUGAGUUGAACAUUUGUCGCACAAAAUGAAUAUCCCUGAUGUUUUGGAAUGAUGAUUGUAUUCACAGUGUCAUGAAUUUAUUCUUUACAUGUCAAUAAUAUAUUCAGCUUGCUGGA